This is a messenger RNA of Chanos chanos (milkfish), 2673 nucleotides long. It is a transcript of the gene adgrd1, whose product is annotated as adhesion G protein-coupled receptor D1. The record is from RefSeq and is a predicted model, not a curated record. Bases 1 to 2673 code for a protein of 890 amino acids. The transcript is spliced from 26 exons. Gene Ontology annotation, cellular component: plasma membrane. Gene Ontology annotation, molecular function: G protein-coupled receptor activity. Lineage: Eukaryota; Metazoa; Chordata; Actinopteri; Gonorynchiformes; Chanidae. Gene Ontology annotation, biological process: cell surface receptor signaling pathway; adenylate cyclase-activating G protein-coupled receptor signaling pathway.
AUGGACCUGUUACUGAGACUAUUGCCAUUAACAGCAUUUCUAAACAGGAUUCAGGUCCGUGGCGACGCGGUAGCGCCGUCUAAGCAUCCAGGCCUCCAGGUACUGGCCAAUGCUACACACUACUGGCCUUUGGAUGCAGUGGAUGGAAUUCAUGGCCUUUGGGAUCAAAUCGGGAACAGAACAGCUCUAAGAAUCCACAACCACACUGUCCUGUCUUACCAUAACUCUACCUCUGUGUAUACCAAUGACUCUACCUACACUAAUAUUUCUGCUACAGUAGAUAUUGUAGAGGGGAUGGUUAACAAAGGAAUCUUUCUCAACGGAGACAAAGGAGCCACCUUCCUCCAUUUUGGCAACUAUAAGAACUCCUGCAUCAGUGACCCUACGUUAUGUGGACCCGAAGGAAUCACAUUCUCCUUUUUCUGGAAGAAUCACGAGGUGGAGUCACGGUUUGCGGUGGCGUCCGGAGGUAAAGUCAUCUCCAACGGCUUUUCUGUCUUUGCGAAUCCCUACGGGGGCUACGUGGAGUUCUACACGAGAGGAAACACCAAAAGGUGGAAAGUUCACAUCCAGCUGCCAGGUCCAUACUGGACGCAUAUUCUCUUCACCUGGACAUUUAAGGAUGGUUUAAAGGUAUACAUUAAUGGUACAUUCAACGUUAGCGAUACAACAGGGAAUGUGUCCAAAAACUACGGCGACCAGUAUCCUGACCUGGUCAUCGGCACCAGUAAUGAGCAUACCUAUAAGCACUAUGUGGCCGGAGCCUUUGAUGAGUUUAUCAUCUGGGAACGAGCCCUGUCAGAUGAGGAAAUCCUGGCUUAUUAUAAAGCGGCUAUAGGUAAAAACGCCGUCUUAACAAGCACGGAAUCUCUUCGUCCCUUCACCACCAGUUUGUCAGAGGACACUCAGGAUUUUCAAGAGCCGGUGUCAAUGCCAAUGCUAGGACUUCUCAAGUCUUUACCAUUCAACUUACCAAACAAGACUCUUCCCCAAAACACAGCCAACAACCUCACACAGUCUCUGCUGAACAGCGUUGAUGAGGUGAUCUCUUCCACUGGGCUUGUCUUACAGCAGCGGAUCCCAUUGGUCAGCGGUCUGAUAGAGACGGUGGAUAAAGCAAUGGUCCACAUGGCCUCUAAGCUGGAGGGCGACCCAAGCUCACUCGUCUCUAUUGGUGGAAAGAGCCAUGUGGCAGAUUAUUCACUGAUGAAAAUUCCUCAGAACUAUAAUCUACAGAGCUUCAGGUUCCCCACGCAAGGGAAGAGCUACAUCUCUGUUCCAGGAGAAGCUUUUACCAUGCAUUCCCAAACAACCAUAGUGGGACUUUUCUACCACAAGAUGCACAACUACUACAAAAAGAUCAGCCCACUCCGAACCAGGAUAAACGAAGCAGCGAAUUUUAAAGAGCAUAAAAUCCAGGUGGCCAGUUAUCUUAUCUCUCUGAAAGUGGAGCCAUCACCUGCCCUAUCACUGAAUCUGUCUGGAGAACCACUUAUCAAAAUCGUCCUGACCCACCAGCUGAGCAAAGAGCAAGAGAGGCAGGCCUUAAACCAAAGCAACAAAGUUUUUCUCUAUUGUGCCUUUCUUGACUACAGCUCUAAGGAAGGUGUGUGGUCUAAUGAGGGCUGUGUGAGAACUGAGGGGAACCUGUCCUACUCUGUCUGCCACUGUAACCAUCUUACCAACUUUGCCAUCCUUAUGCAGGUUGUUCCAGUAGAGCUCUCUAAGGCCCACCAGGUGGCGCUGUCCACCAUCAGUUACAUUGGCUGUUCCAUCUCCAUCUUUUGCCUGGCUAUCACCUUGGUCACCUUCGCCGUGUUGUCGUCUGUUAGUACCAUACGAAACCAGCGUUACCACAUCCACGCCAACCUCUCCUUUGCUAUCCUGGUGGCACAGAUCCUUUUGCUCGUCAGUUUCCGAUUUGAUCCGGGCACGCUCCCAUGUAAAGUCAUGGCCAUCCUGUUGCAUUUCUUCUUCCUGUGUGCGUUUGCCUGGAUGCUGGUUGAGGGACUGCAUCUUUACAGUAUGGUGGUCAAAGUGUUUGGGUCAGAGGGAAGCAAACACUUCUAUUACUACGGCAUCGGUUGGGGUUCCCCACUGGUUAUUUGCGUGGUUUCUAUGACCUCUUCUCUGGACAGUUACGGGGAAGUCGGCAACUGCUGGCUCUCCCUGAAGAAUGGAGCGAUCUGGGCCUUCGUAGCUCCGGCCCUGUUUGUCAUUAUGGUGAACAUUGGCAUUCUCAUCGCGGUGACACGGAUCAUCUCGAGAAUCAGCGCGGAGAACUAUAAAGUGCACGGAGACGCCAACUCUGUUAAGCUCACAGCUAAAGCAGUGGCUGUUCUGUUGCCCAUCCUUGGCAUCUCUUGGAUCUUUGGGGUUCUGGCUGUGAACGACCACUCCCUACUCUUCCAAUACAUGUUUGCAGUGUUUAACUCUCUGCAGGGGUUCUUCAUAUUCCUGUUCCACUGUCUUCUGAACUCUGAGGUUAGAGCUGCGUUCAAACACAAAACCAAAGUCUGGUCUCUAACUAGCAGCUCCAUUCGUAACAUCAACGUCAAACCCUUCAACUCAGAUGUGAUGAAUGGGAAUAGAGGUGGCAUGACCCCUACAAAGAUGAACACGUGGGACAAAAGCACCAAUUCAGCCAAUCGCAUUGACCUGUCAGCUGUUUAA